AUGGAACACAAAGGCGACCCACUGUCCCACGUCGCUACUCACACCCUGGAGAAAGGCCACAACUUCAAUUCCACAGGCACAAGUUACAAUAGACAUCGUAACAUAGCCCGCUGCGAUCUCUCCCUUCGUUUGCGCGACCAACAAAGCACGGCCCAGUUCCCAGUCAAGGACGAACGCAGCGGCAACAAGGCGAGACGGCGGGGAAUGCACUCGAUCUAUGACGAAUACUAUCCCCUACACCCCCAACCCCACUUGUUCUCGUAG
Molecule: messenger RNA, 264 nt
Organism: Dibothriocephalus latus
Lineage: Eukaryota; Metazoa; Platyhelminthes; Cestoda; Diphyllobothriidea; Diphyllobothriidae
Source: the annotation of a GenBank genome assembly